Penicillium riverlandense is the source of this 1347-nucleotide messenger RNA. RefSeq lists its product as uncharacterized. NCBI's taxonomy places the organism in Eukaryota, Fungi, Ascomycota, Eurotiomycetes, Eurotiales, Aspergillaceae. The transcript has 2 exons. Bases 1 to 1347 code for a protein of 448 amino acids. The record is from RefSeq and is a predicted model, not a curated record.
AUGGGCGAAGUGACUCCCAAGGGCAAGACCAACAAGAGCGAUGCCAGCAAGGACAACCGCGACCAAGGUCAGCCUAACAAGGAAGACACCAAGGCCAAACGAGAGCUGAAACGCUGGACCGAGGAUGACAGCACCAUACUCCUGCUAUGCCUGCAAUUUCAGUGCAAUCAAGAGAGUAUCAAGCUGCCGUGGCCCGAGGUUGCCAAGCUGAUUCCUGGCCCUGUCACUGAGAGCUCGAUCAUCCAGCACCUUGCCAAGCUCCGGACCCGCCGUAUUGCUGAGGAUAAGUGGAUUCCGCCGCCCCUCAAGCGCUCAGCAGCCGCUGGGAAGAGUAAGAAGGCGGGGACUCGCAAAAAGGCUACUGCAAAGAACACCAACGCCAAGGAGACCGACGCGACUGAAGACAGUGAGGUUGGCUACGACUAUGCAGUCAUAACGGACAAGAAGUUCAAGGACACCGUUACCAUGUCCCUGCAUCAAAAACGCGGCAAGCACGCCUCGGAUCGCAAGCAGACCAAGGACGCCGCCAGCAAGUUUCGGGGUCAAAAGCGCCGCAAUGAUUCCCGCUUAGAUUCUGAUCCCGAGUUCGAGCCCACCUCGUCCCGCCGUCGUCACUCGGCCCCAAAGCGCAAGGACACGACUGCCAAGGGCAAAGGGACUAAGGAGGAUGUCAAGGUCAAGACGGGCGAUUCUAAAGGUGACAAUGAGUCCGAUGAGGAGUGCGAGAAGCGUCUGCUGUGCGUGGGAGCUCCUUUCCUUCGCUUUGAAGAUGCUUGCACUCCAAAGAGUGAGUCGACUGACUCCACUGACUCCAUUGUUUCCAGAGGAUCUGCUGAAUUCAGCCCGACGAACGAGACAUCCACCAAGAUCCUUCGCCUGAAGGUCCCUCGAAUCUCCGAUCUGCUCAACCCCACGGAUCCUGCGUCCACCGACAUCGCCUCCGUCGUCGAUAUCCCGGUCGCCAGGGAGCAUCCUGGGAUCCAGGAUGACCCUUGGUUGUAUCAGCCCCAGGUUUCUGGCCGCACGACGCGGUAUGUCCGCCACGAUAUCAACCCCUAUGUUUCGCACCCGAGUCUGUCCACUGUCAACAUGCCCAUGAUGACCCCGUCCUGGGCCAGUCUGAGCAAUCAGUACCUGCAGGAUCCGCAGUACUCCACAGUCGGUACGGACAUGUCUUCCCUCAGUCUGCCGCCCAUUACCAGCACCAACAACCACUGGCCUCACGGACUGCCGGACGGAUUCGCCAACCACGAUGAAAAUGCAGGCCCGGGUCAGCAGGGUCUUGCUGACAAUAGAUUUCCCUCUGACUUCAGUUCUGAUUUCGGAACUCCGGAUUUCUGGGCAUAG